UCUCUUCUUUUUCUUCUUGUGUUAUGUUUGAGGUUUCGGGGUCAUGUGAGUGUGCAUUAUGAUUUCGUUCAGCCCAAGACGGUCUUGGAUGGUCUCGCAGAGGGAGGAGAACAAUGGGGAGGUUUUUACACAGAUCAUUAAAUUGCAACAGCUAGAUUUUGGAGCGUGUGUUUAGGGUCGGAUGAUAGAUUGGGACACUGUGCGUAUUUCUAAAGGGAGCCGAAUCCCGAUUGCUGAAGCGUGGGUUAAUUCUCGGGAUUUGAGUGUUUUGGUGUAGGUUUAGAGCGAGAGAGAGAGAGAGAGAGAGAGAGAGAGAGAGAGAGGGUGGCAGUAGGAAUAAAUCUGAGGACUAGGUUCGGUUUAGUUGAGAUCAGAGCAGUCAGUGCUUCUCGAUAAAGGUUCGGGGAUCAAAGUAGGAUUCCUCACUGUAGUUCAACUUCGGAAAAACAUAUUUAUCAGAGUUAAAUUGCGAAUGAUUCGUAACAUCACAUUUCUGUAGUUGUAGUAGCUUUUGUAGCCAGCAAUGCAUGUUGACAGUUCGAUGAAACGUUCAAGAUUAUCAAGAAAUCUUCUUUUAAGCUUCUCUAAUUUCUUUUGGAGGGCGGCAGAUACGAACACUCUACGCAUUUUGGUGGCGACUGAUUGUCAUGUAGGCUAUCUAGAAAAUGAUGAGAUUCGUCGCUUCGACUCCUUUAAUGCCUUUGAAGAGAUAUGUUCCAUUGCCUCACAACGUCAGGUGGACUUUGUGCUUUUAGGAGGAGACUUAUUCCACGAAAACAAGCCCUCUCGCUCGACCCUAGUGCGCACUAUUGAAAUUCUUCGUAAAUAUUGCAUGAAUGACAAGCCAAUUCAGUUCCAAGUUGUUAGCGACCAAACCAUCAACUUCCCCAAUAAAUUUGGAGUUGUCAACUAUGAGGAUCCGAAUUUCAAUGUGGGGUUGCCGGUUUUCACUAUUCAUGGCAACCAUGACGAUCCAGCUGGUGUGGAUAAUCUGUCUGCAAUUGAUAUCCUAGCAGCCUGCAAUCUUGUUAAUUAUUUUGGAAAAGUUGCCCUUGGAGGUAACGGCGUAGGCAACAUUGCCUUGCAUCCAAUUUUGUUGCGAAAGGGCUCCACCAAUGUUGCUCUCUAUGGUCUUGGGAACAUUCGAGAUGAGCGCCUAAAUCGUAUGUUCCAGACUCCACAUGCUGUACAAUGGAUUCGCCCUGAAAGUACCGACGACUGUCCUUUUUCCGAUUGGUUCAACAUCUUUGUUCUGCAUCAAAAUAGGGUAAAAGCCAACCCGAAAAAUGCUAUAAAUGAGCAUAUGUUGGCUAAAUUCUUGGAUUUUGUGGUAUGGGGUCAUGAGCACGAGUGCCUCGUGGAUCCACAGGAAGUAUUGGGGAUGGAUUUUCAUAUUACACAACCUGGCUCAUCCGUGGCUACUUCGCUUAUUGAUGGGGAAUCUAAACCUAAGCAUGUCCUCCUCUUAGAAAUCAAGGGUAAUGAGUACCGGCCAACAAAGGUCCCUCUGAAAUCUGUCAGACCAUUCAAGUAUAAGAACGUGUCCCUGCAAGAUGCUGCGGAUCUGGAUGCAAAUGACGUACAAUCUGUUAUGGAUCACCUUAGUCAAAUGGUGCAUGAUCUGAUAGCAGAAGCUGCGGAGGAAGGACACCCUGACCCUAUGCUGCCCUUGGUGCGUUUGAGGGUAGAUUACACAGGCUUCACAACAAUCAAUCCACAGCGGUUUGGACAGAAAUUUGUUGGAAAGGUGGCUAAUCCUCAUGAUAUUCUUCUAUUUACAAAAGCUGUGAAAAGGCGACCUACUGCUGAUGGGAAAAUUGAAGAUGAGGAAAAGCUACGGCCUGAAGAGUUGAACCAACAAAAUAUUGAGGCUCUCCUUGCUGAGAGCAAUUUGAAAAUGGAGAUUCUGCCUGUCUCUGAACUAGGCUUGGCGCUACAUAAGUUUGUAAGUAAAGAUGACAAGCUUGCGUUCAUCGAGUGUGUUCAAGAGAAUCUAGAUGACACACAGAACAAGCUUGCUGAGGAAGCCCUUGCUGAUAAGCUCCAGGAAGACGAUGUGAUUGUGAAAGUGAGCGAACAUAUGCAGCAACGUGAGAAAGAAUCAAUCCCUAGAUAUAAAGAAACGUUGACUUCCGUUUCUUCUGGUGACCCUCUUUCAAGUGUACAGCACCGGACGUCCCAGGGAGGUACAAGCAGGAAAGGGAAUGACGACGAUGAGCCUUUUGAUGACGACGAUGUUCCGGAGAGUUCAACACCAGCAAAACGAAAAGCACCUGCCAGCAGAGCUGUGCAGAAAGAUACGGAAACCCCCCGCGGUCGAGGCCGGGGUAGAGGAAGAGGAAGAGGGCGAGCCUCUCAAGGAGGUCUUACGCAGACAACGCUGAAUGUCGUUCCAGUGCCCCGACCUCCUAGAAGGGCUUCACGAAUGGAAACCAUCAGCGAUGAUGAUGAUGAAAACAAUGAGGAAGAAGAGGAUGAGGAACCAGCCCCUAAAAUUAAAAAAACGAACUCAAAAACAUCCCAGAGGGGAAGAAAAGGUGCUGCUGGUUCUAAACGAGGAGCAGCAUCCAGCUCGUCCUCGAGGGGAGGACGUAGUACUUAUGUCGACGACGACGUUGAGGAUGAUGACGAUGAGGCAGAUGCAGGCCCAAAGAAAGCAACAGCUACACCAUCAUCUCAAAAGCGGUCCAGCUGGGGUUCUUUACGAGGGUAAACUCACCGAAACAAAAGUUCAAAUGCUUCAGCGUCAUCUACGCCAAUUUUUAAAUUUUCAAAUAUGAUCUUGGUAUACACUAGCAUCACGCUUGAACGAAACCUUCUGUCACAAGCUCAUGUAAGACGUGGUAGAUAUUGGGUUCUAGGGUGAUGGAAAUCUUACUGAGCGUAGAAUUUACUGAAUAUUGGUGCAGUAAAAUAUUCAACUGUGGCUCCCAGGUUACAUUUCUCUACAUCUCCAAUUCCUCACCAAUCAGAUACUCAGGCCUCUAAUUCAAACUAAGCUUUUUGCACCUUCCUGAACACCUAUACCAUUUCUCAUGUAACAAAUUAGUUGUUUCUAUUUCUCAUACCCGUCAUCCCAACAUGUGGGGGCUUACAGAGUACAUUGCCUUUAGCUAGCACAAUAAAACUUGUAUUUUUCCACUU
Physcomitrium patens is the source of this 3144-nucleotide messenger RNA. Lineage: Eukaryota; Viridiplantae; Streptophyta; Bryopsida; Funariales; Funariaceae. The record is from RefSeq and is a predicted model, not a curated record.